Cavia porcellus (domestic guinea pig) is the source of this 2408-nucleotide messenger RNA. It is a transcript of the gene Mansc1, whose product is annotated as MANSC domain containing 1. The coding region runs from base 557 to 1846 and encodes 429 amino acids. Lineage: Eukaryota; Metazoa; Chordata; Mammalia; Rodentia; Caviidae. The transcript is spliced from 4 exons. The record is from RefSeq and is a predicted model, not a curated record.
GAGACCAGACCACUUCAAAACCGUAACUACCUAGGAGAAACCGUUUCUUAUUGUAAUAAUGCAUGACCUUUUAAGUACCACCUAUAUGGUGAGAACUGUGAUACAAACAUAACAACUUUAUAAAAUGGAUUUUGUGGGGCUGGGGAUUUAGCUCAGUGUCAUAAGGGCCUGCCUUGCAAGCAGGCAGUCGUGAGUUCGAUCCCUGGUACCGAUAAAAACGAAAAAGACAAAAAAAAUGGAUUUUGUAACUCCGUUUUACAGAUGAAAAAGUGUCGAAUAGACCAGGAAUUCGAAGCUGCAACUUUCUGGAUGCAAACCUCAUUUGCAUCUGAACGCUGGGAAUUCGGCAGUGAAUACCUAUACAAAAAUGCUAGGAGACUAUGAAGGAAGGGACUGAAAAUGACUGAAAUACAACAAUCCAGAGGCCAAUAGAUAAUUUCCCCAAGGAGAAGAGGGGAGAGAAAAUCCACCAUCUGUCUAAUCUUCCUGAAGCAAACUGAUGUCCGAGUGAGGGUCAUCCUUAACCUUCGAAGGCUAAAUCUAAAUUGAGUCUAAAAUGUUCUUCAGGGAAGAGCAGCACUUGACCUUCAGUUUGGUGAUAAUAUGCUUCCUGACACUAAGUCCCUCCACCAGUCAGAACUGCCUCAAGGAGAGUCUAGAAGACGUGGUCAUUGACAUCCAGUCAUCUCUCUCUAGGGGAAUCAGAGGCAAUGAGCCCAUCCAUACAACAACUCAAGAAGACUGCAUUAAUUCUUGCUGUUCAACACAGAACAUAGCAGGGAAUAAAGCAUGUAACUUGAUGAUCUUUGACACUCGAAAAACAGCUGGACAACCCAACUGCUACCUGUUUUUCUGUCCCAGUGUGGAAGCCUGUCCGCUGAAACCAGCAAAGGGCCUUUGGAGUUACAGGAUAAUCCAAGAUGUUUUGUCUUUGACUGAUAUUCUACAUCAAGAGUUAACACAAGAAGGUUCUCUCUCUCAUGGUUGGUCUCCACAAGCCAUCACGUCCCCUCUCCCUCCUCUGAUGGAUUUUUCAAAGCCCACUGGUCUCUUGUGGAGAAAUAUAUCUUCUCAGAGGUCUGGAUCUUCGAGUCACCUACAGAAACUCUCCCAGAUCAGCCAAGCAAGUACCCAGUUCCCUUAUAAUAGAGACAAAGGCCACUCUCAGAGUUUACAGUCUUCUUCAGAGCCAGAAGUAGCUCCUUUGUUGCCUAAAAACUCAACCACCUCCCCUGCAGCAGCUGUUGGUUUUCAACAUAACAACUCUGUGACUCUGAAGCCUGUAUUUCUUGCACCCACCAGUACCUCAGAGAUACCUCUGGUGACUUUUCAACCACAGGUGGCUACCACAGUUCCACUCAUAACCACUGUCCCCACUCAGCCUCCUCCAGCCCCCAUUUCUACAGUUUAUACACGUGCUGUGGCUACCCCCCAAGCUGUGACUGCAGCAGGAGUUUUGACUACCAUCUUUCAGGCAUCUAGGGACUUGAAAGGCACCCCGGAAACGGUGCCCUUUAGAGAAAUCUCUAAACUCACUUCAAACAGAGGGCAUGUGCAUAACCCUACUACACUCCCUUUGUCCAAUGUGGAAUCUUCCACUACAAAUAAAACUAUUUCCUGGGAAAAUGAGAAGCCUGCUAUAGACAGCUCAUCACCAAAGAGUGUUCCAAAAAACCAGUAUGGCCUUCCAUUUGAAAAGUGGCUCCUCCUGGGGACCCUGCUCUUUGGUGUUCUGUUCCUGGUAAUAGGCCUGGUCCUUUUGGGUAGAAUAAUCUCAGAAUCCCUCCGCAGGAAACGGUAUUCACGACUUGAUUAUCUAAUCAAUGGGAUCUAUGUUGACAUCUAAGAACAAGGGCUGGGGAUUUAGCUCAGCAGCAUAAGCCCCUGCCUGGCAAGUGCAAGGUCAUGAGCUCAACCCCUGGUACCACCAAAAAAAAAAAAAAAAAAAAAAAUGGACAUCUAAGAACCAAGUUCAUUAUCUCUUAAUUCAUUGAGUAACUAGGAGCAACACACACUGAAUUGCUGCUGACUUGCUGAUCUUAGCAAGUUAGAUUUUGAAGACAGGAAUGUUCCCUAGCACUUUUUUUUUUAUUUUUUGAGGACAAGGGAGAAGCCUCAAAUUAGGUAAUUUGAGUGAUCUCUCUAAAAUAUUCACUGAAAAUAAGGCUCUACCUAAAGCAAGAAGGUGUAAUUGCAAUAUAAAUUGGAAAACUCAGCUGGCUUUAUGCAAGGAAGAAAAGGUUAGGAUAUCAAGGUUCCAAUUGAUUAAUAUUUCUGGUUCCAGAUAAAAUCAACUGUUUAUGAUGUUAGUUUUAAUGGAGUACUUUUUAUAUGAAUUCCAAUAAAACUUAUUCCAGAUGUAUUUCCUUCCAAUUAAAUAUUUGAAUAAAUCUUCUGUUACUCAGUAA